AUGGAUGUUGAUUAUGACAAGGAUAAUUAUAGUCAUGGUGUUUCAUCAACUUAUCGUGAUAAAGCAACUUUGGUUAUAUUUAACCUUAUGUUAGAAAAUGUUGAACUAACACAAGUAGAAGCAAUUGCUAUGGCUAGUCGAUACUUAGCUCGUGGCCAUUCUACGUUGGAUACAAUUGUGGCUUAUUGGUAUAGACAUAAAGAGGUAUAUGUUGAAUCAGGUACCAGAGGUGGAUCAUCAGGUCUACAAUCAAUAAGUUUUUUCACAUCUUUACCUUACUUCAUCAUGACAACCAUUGUGAAUCGGCAUGCUGAAGGUAAAACUACGAUUAUCAAAGAUAUUCAACAAAUAAUUGGUGAUACAUAUGGUCAACAGAUGGGCUAUUGGCCAAUAUACUAUCUUAUACAUGAUAAAAUGAAGCUAUCAUAUGGUUUAUUAAAAGAUUGUACAAAAUUAUCACAGGAUCCUGAUCGUCUCAAACGUAUUGGUCAAUUUCUUAUUAAAUAUGCUUUUGCCUUAAGUUUGGAAAGGAAAAAUGAGGCACUGGUUUGUUAUAUGGAUGAAUCCUAUGUGACUACCGGUCACCAUCGGCAUUAUGGGUGGUACGCAGGUGCUGAAGACAGAAGCAUUCGUACUGGUACUGGUGUUGGUAAAAGACUUAUUUUAGUACAUGCUAUAACCACUGAUGGUCUUCUUCUUCAAAAAAAAAAAAUUCAUCAGGCGACAGAAUCAUCUCAGCUGAAUUAA
Molecule: messenger RNA, 747 nt
Organism: Didymodactylos carnosus
Lineage: Eukaryota; Metazoa; Rotifera; Eurotatoria; Philodinida; Philodinidae
Source: the annotation of a GenBank genome assembly